AUGCAAACAAUGCAGCAGUUUUGCCUGAGGUGGAAUAAUCAUCAGCCCAAUUUCAUAUCUGUAUUCACAACAUUGUUAACCGAUGAGACACUUGUUGAUGUCACUCUUGCAUGUGAAGGAAAACACCUUCAAGCACAUCGAGUGGUGCUGUCAGCUUGUAGUGCCUAUUUUCAGUCUUUGUUUACUUCUAAUCCUUGUCAACAUCCGAUUGUUAUUUUAAAAGAUAUAAAAUUCAGUGAUUUAAAAACAAUGGUAGAUUUUAUGUAUUAUGGUGAAGUCAAUGUUUCCCAAGAACAAUUGCCAGCUAUAUUAAAAAUUGCUGAAAUGCUUAAAAUAAAAGGACUUGCCGAUAUGCCAAGUAUGUCUGAGCCUUUGGUUGGACAUCUAGGUGUUAAAGACAUAAGAAGAAGCGUUUCACCAAUGUCGCCAUCUUCGAAAAGAAAAAGACUUAGAAAAUCAUCUACUGGAUCUGGAUCUGGCUCAACAGAACAAACAUCUGAAGAACUUUUAAAUGAAGGAACAUCUGUACAUUCACCCUUGGUAAAAACAGAGCACACAAAUGACGGACAGCGUACUCACAGCCGAUUAUCGUUAAGAAACAGUAAUCAACAACACAGUACAGAUUCAGAACCUAGAGAAGGGUCUCAGGAUAGUGGAGCUGAAGAAUAUAAGAGACAAGCUUCAAACGAAAGUCGCCAAUUAUCAUUUGAAAAUCGUCAAAUAUCUAUUGAAAGUAGACAAUUAUCUCAUGACAGUCGUCAAGGUUCAUUGGAAAAUAAACAAUUGUCGGUAGAAAGUACAAAACAGACACUGAAAGUAGAAAAAGAAGUUUCACGUGAAAGUAGACUUUCCCAAGAAAGCAGUUGUGAAUCAGUAAAAACAGAUACAGAAACAAAUAUUACCGUGUCAACCUUUGCCCAGGUUAAAGUUGGCACUAAAAGAGGGAGGCUUUUAAUGAGACAACAGCGAAUCAAAAAGGAAAGCGAUGCUCAUACUUCUCCAGAUAGCGAUCCCGGCUCUCCAAGUUUUCCAACAAUGACAUUAAGCAUUCCGGGUCAACCUUUAAGGCAAAGAUCGGAGCCUACUCCCUCAUCUCAGUCACAUUCUCCACCUUUUCAAUCAUCCAGUUCAAAUUUAUUGGCUGUUCCGCAACCAAAUUUUCCUGUAAGGCAACAUUCAUAUCCUUCACAAUCGCCCCCCAUACCAGCUGGAGCUGUUUACGUUCACCGUCAUUCUCAAACACCGACCAUUGUCAAAUGUGUAUCGACAACAACCGAAGAAUCCUCGCGAACAACCAGCAGUCCGUCCAUUGUUAUGGAAACCGUUCCCAUAGUCCGUAUUUUUUCUGAAUCAAAUUUAACCAAAACAAAUUCUUUAAUUCUUCAACAACGAGCAGAAGAUUUAAAAGCCAUUACGGAAACGGCCGAAGUUAGUAGAUCUGGGCAUUGUCCGGUGUUGAGAGCAGGUCCGGCAUUGGGUUGUAACUUUUGCUGGAACACAAUCGAUUCUCACGGAAGGAUUUUGAGGCGUAAAACUAAAUAUUAUUGUCCGGAGUGUCAGAUUAAUCUCUGCAUCGUUCCAUGUUUUCAACAGUACCAUUCGACACACGUUGAAAGUUCUGUAAAAUCCGAACAAUCAUCUCCAUCUUGA
This is a messenger RNA of Pediculus humanus corporis (human body louse), 1650 nucleotides long. RefSeq lists its product as uncharacterized. The transcript is spliced from 3 exons. Gene Ontology annotation, biological process: regulation of transcription by RNA polymerase II. Gene Ontology annotation, molecular function: protein binding. Gene Ontology annotation, cellular component: nucleus. The record is from RefSeq and is a predicted model, not a curated record. The coding region runs from base 1 to 1650 and encodes 549 amino acids. Lineage: Eukaryota; Metazoa; Arthropoda; Insecta; Psocodea; Pediculidae.